This is a messenger RNA of Naegleria lovaniensis, 462 nucleotides long. RefSeq lists its product as uncharacterized. Gene Ontology annotation, molecular function: U6 snRNA binding. Gene Ontology annotation, cellular component: P-body; spliceosomal tri-snRNP complex; U6 snRNP. Gene Ontology annotation, biological process: nuclear-transcribed mRNA catabolic process; P-body assembly; spliceosomal snRNP assembly. The transcript has 2 exons. The record is from RefSeq and is a predicted model, not a curated record. Lineage: Eukaryota; Heterolobosea; Eutetramitea; Acrasida; Naegleriidae. Bases 1 to 462 code for a protein of 153 amino acids.
AUGCUACCAUUAACACUUUUAAAGGGUGCCAUUGGGACCAAUAUGUUGGUGGAAUUAAAAAACGGAGAAACAUUUAACGGAACACUCACAAAUUGCGAUCAAUUUAUGAAUAUGAAUUUAGAGGAUGUUACGUGUACAAGCCGAGAUGGUACUAGGUUUUGGAAAAUGGAUAAAGUAUAUAUCAGAGGAUACACAUUAAAAUAUAUUCGAAUUUUAGAUGAAAUUAUUAACAAAGUAAAAGAGGAACAAAAGAAGAGUAGAAGUAAGCCUCAACAACAACAGCAACAGCAAACCAGUACUGCCGCUACUGCAAGCAGCGGAGCUUCUACUACAACAUCAGCUCCUCAAAGGACACGUAGUCAUAGCUCCGGAGCAGGAAGAGGCUCGGGAAGAAAUGAUUCCUCUAGGUCAUCUUCAUCGGGUGGAGGCCGAGGAAGAGGAACACAUCAUAAAACCCAUUAA